AUGGAAGCCUUAACAGCGAUUGGCUUGAUUGCCAAUAUCAUCCAGUUUGUCGAUCUCGGCGCGAAGCUUGUCGGCUCUGCGAAGGAGAUGCGCGACUCUGCCAGCGGCAUGACGGUGGAGGACAAGAGCCUGGAGGAAGUCACCAUUGAGAUGCGCGAUCUCACUUUGAGGCUGGAGGCCCCUAAGACGCGCGCAAGCAGCCAAGAUGAACGAGCCCUCCGUCUGUUAGCUCAAGAAUGCCGUGAGCUGUCAGAUCAGAUUCUCCGCCUUCUGAAGAAGAUUGCCCCCAGUAAGCCGAACUCAACCCUUCGUUCGAUUCGAUCAGCAAUCAGGACUAUCAAGUACAAGGACGAAAUGAGAGAACUCGAGGAGAAGCUAGCAAAAUGCCGUAGCCAGCUGCAUCUGCACCUGAGCAGAUUGACCAAGUCAGUCAUUGUCAAGCUGACGCGCAUCGCAUUGUUCUAA
Molecule: messenger RNA, 465 nt
Organism: Alternaria ventricosa
Lineage: Eukaryota; Fungi; Ascomycota; Dothideomycetes; Pleosporales; Pleosporaceae
Exons: 1
Coding region: 1-465 (154 amino acids)
Source: RefSeq, a predicted model, not a curated record